AAAUAUUCAAAUAGAUAGUCUUUCAACUUAUGAUUUCCUUGCGAUGGAACACGACCAAUGCAGUAAACAUUUGAACAAUUACAUUUUACCUCAAGAUCAAUUUUGCACACUUACCAGCAAGUACAGUAUAUACGAUUAUCCUGGGAGUCCACUUAUUGAGCGCAUCACUGGAAAAAAGGACGUGCUUCAAGGCAUUACGAUCUCUCCGUUUAAAACCGAUCGAAAAUAUCAGGCAUUUGUGUUUACCAGAGUGUCAGACUAUCUCGACUGGAUCAAAGAUACCAUUCAUCUACAGACGAUGCAAUCGAAGGGCAACAAGUUUAAACUUAAAUACAUUACUAUAAUUGGGGUUGUGUUUAUUGUCAGUAUUAUUAUAAUUCUGCUGACAAUAUGUAUCUAUCGGAAAACAUGUGCAAAGAAAAAAGUACUUGACGUAAGUGUUGAGACGAUAGUACCAUUGUAAAAGUAAGAAAAUAUUAUUAAUGUUAAAAGCUCUCUAAGCUUAAAAAAGACGAGCCAUUUAAAUUUCCAUCCACAACAGAAUGUUAUAACUUUUUGAAGAUUACAAAUUUUUUUUCUGUUGUUUAUCACUUGUGUCUCUCGAAUAUGCGUUGAAGAAAUUGGAUGCUUUCAUGUUAGUCCAAGAGAUAACCGUGAAUGUACGUAACUCUUGGUAUGCUGACUGAAACUUUCACGUUUAAUAGUAUU
Copidosoma floridanum is the source of this 708-nucleotide messenger RNA. RefSeq names its product kallikrein 1-related peptidase-like b4. Gene Ontology annotation, molecular function: serine-type endopeptidase activity. Gene Ontology annotation, biological process: proteolysis. The record is from RefSeq and is a predicted model, not a curated record. Lineage: Eukaryota; Metazoa; Arthropoda; Insecta; Hymenoptera; Encyrtidae.